This is a messenger RNA of Terrapene triunguis (Three-toed box turtle), 315 nucleotides long. RefSeq names its product dromaiocalcin-1-like. The record is from RefSeq and is a predicted model, not a curated record. The transcript has 4 exons. The coding region runs from base 1 to 315 and encodes 104 amino acids. Lineage: Eukaryota; Metazoa; Chordata; Testudines; Emydidae.
AUGGGGCCAGUCGCCUACUUCAGCCUCUGCCUCCUCGGCUGCCUGAUCUAUAACCCCUCACUUGCAGGGGCACAGGCUAGGCCCUGUCCCAGGGGCUGGUUCUCCUUCCAAGACGACUGCUAUGGAUACUUCCCCGAAAAGCUGAGCUGGGAGAGGGCUAAGGCUCGGUGUCAGAGCUUCGGCAGCGGGGCCCAUCUCGCCGCCAUUCACAGCGAGGAGGAGCAUGAUGCAGUCGCUGGUUUCAUCGCCCGCUCUCAGCGCCGUGACGACGACGAUGUCUGGAUCGGACUCCACAUCCCCGUCCAGGUUUCAUGA